Messenger RNA from Habropoda laboriosa, 4168 nucleotides. RefSeq names its product protein flightless-1 (gene fliI). Gene Ontology annotation, cellular component: actin cytoskeleton; nucleus; cytoplasm. Gene Ontology annotation, molecular function: phosphatidylinositol-4,5-bisphosphate binding; actin filament binding. Gene Ontology annotation, biological process: actin filament severing; myofibril assembly; barbed-end actin filament capping. The transcript has 22 exons. Lineage: Eukaryota; Metazoa; Arthropoda; Insecta; Hymenoptera; Apidae. Bases 37 to 3780 code for a protein of 1247 amino acids. The record is from RefSeq and is a predicted model, not a curated record.
CGUCCGAUAAUCGGUCGACUCUUGAACUUGAGCGGAAUGGCAAAUACAGGAGUACUACCGUUUGUACGAGGGGUCGAUUUUAGUAGCAAUAAUUUUGGAGAUGGUAAAUUUCCAGAAUCUGUUCGCCUAAUGACUGGUAUACAAUGGCUGAAAUUGGACGAAACCAACUUGACGGAGAUCCCAGAAGAGAUGGGCAAAUUACUGAAGCUGGAGCACCUUUCGCUGGUUAAGAACAAAUUGGAACGUUUAUACGGAGAACUGACGGAACUCUGCUGUCUUCGGACGUUGAACAUAAGGCGCAACAACGUUAAAUCAAGCGGUAUCCCGGCAGAACUGUUUCAUCUAGAAGAACUAACCACCUUGGACUUGAGCCACAACAAUCUGAAGGAAGUACCGGAAGGACUUGAGCGAGCUCGUUCUUUGUUAAAUCUGAAUUUGAGUUAUAAUCACAUCGACGCGAUUCCCAAUACGUUGUUCAUUCAUUUAACCGAUUUGCUGUUCCUGGAUCUUAGCAACAAUAAGUUGGAAACACUACCGCCGCAAACCCGCCGCCUAGCCAAUUUGCAAACUUUAAAUUUGAAUCAUAAUCCGCUGGGACACUUUCAGCUGAGGCAAUUACCAUCCUUGAUGAAUUUAACAACCCUACAGAUGCGCGAUACGCAACGAACGUUGAGCAAUAUCCCUUCGAGUUUGGAGACGUUGACGAAUUUGCAGGAGCUUGAUUUAUCGCAGAACAAUUUACCCCGAGUACCGGAUGCGCUUUACUCUUUGUUGAAUUUACGUCGCUUGAAUUUAAGCGAUAAUCAAAUAACAGAACUGUCGACAGCAAUCGAACUUUGGACUAAAUUGGAAACGUUGAAUAUAUGUCGUAACAAGUUGUCCGCGAUACCAGCCUCCCUAUGUAAGAUUGUUACUCUCAGAAGAUUAUACUUGAACGACAAUCGAUUAGAUUUCGAAGGUAUUCCUUCGGGUAUCGGUAAGCUGUCGUCGCUGCAAGUAUUUUCUGCGGCUAAUAACCGUUUGGAAAUGAUACCCGAAGGCUUGUGCAGAUGCGGAUCGUUGAAAAAACUAAUAUUAUCGUCCAAUCGGUUGAUCACCGUACCGGACGCCGUUCAUCUUCUCACCGAUUUGGAACAACUGGACUUGAGGGAUAAUCCAAAUUUGGUAAUGCCGCCGAAACCGACAGAGGUUCGAAAAGGUUCCGGCAUCGAGUUUUACAACAUCGAUUUUUCUCUGCAACACCAAUUGCGGCUCGCUGGCGCUAACGUACCCACGCCCAUUCAAACUGCCGGCAGCAAAGAUCCGAUAGCUCGCAAAAUGAGGCUCAGAAGAAGACGAGAUCAAGAAGAAGCUGAUCAAGAUCAAGCCAAAAUAUUAAAGGGUAUGAAGGAUAUAGCAAAGGAGAAAAAUAAAGAUAAAGAGUGCGAAGAAUCUAAAGCGGAAUCGUUGAAACCUAAACGAUGGGACGAAACUCUGGAAAAACCGCCUUUGGAUUAUUCUGAAUUUUUCGACGAAGAUGCCGGUCAAGUGGCUGGUUUAUCGGUGUGGGAAAUAGAGAAUUUUCUACCUAACGAAAUAGAAGAAGUCGCUCAUGGAAAAUUUUACGAAGGCGAUUGCUACAUUGUUUUAAAAACAGAGAUCGACGAAGCUGGUUCUCUGGUUUGGGCGAUUUAUUUCUGGAUAGGGGAAAAAGCUACGUUAGACAAAAGGGCGUGUGCAGCAAUUCAUGCUGUAAACUUACGCAACUAUCUAGGUGCGCAGUGUCGUACUAUCAGAGAAGAACAAGGCGAGGAAUCGGACGAAUUUUUAAUGCUGUUCGAAUCUGGCAUUACGUACAUCGAAGGAGGUCGAACCUCGUCUGGCUUUUACACGGUCGAAGACACGCCUUCGGUAACACGACUCUAUAGAGUACAUGCUGCGGGAGCUUCGAUUCAUUUGGAACCGGUUCCAGUUCGCUUCGAUUCUCUGGAUUCGGGUUUCGUAUUCGUCUUAGACACUGGCAACAAGAUUUUCAUAUGGUACGGCAAAACAGCGAAAAGUACGCUGAAGUCGAAAGCAAGGUUAAUGGCUGAAAAAAUCAACAAAAACGAAAGGAAGAAUAAAGCGGAGAUAGUAACGGAAAUAAUGAAUUCAGAGUCGGAUGACUUUCUAUCGUGCUUGAACGUCGAAGAUACUUCGCAGGUGCCAGCGAUCUCUGAACACGUAGAUCCAAAUUUUAUGCCACUUGCACCGCGUCUGUAUCAAGUUCAACUUGGCAUGGGUUAUUUGGAAUUGCCUCAAGUCGAAGUGCCUCGUGGAAAACUUACCAACACGCUUUUGAACAAUCGCAAUGUUUAUAUAUUGGAUUGUCAUGUAGAUGUUUACGUUUGGUUCGGCAAAAAAUCUACUAGAUUGGUACGAGCAGCUGCUGUCAAGCUUUCCCAAGAAUUGUUCAACAUGAUAGAACGAGCGGAUUACGCGAUGGUAACCAGGUUACAAGAAGGGACUGAGUCGCAGAUCUUCAAAUCGAAAUUUGCCGGAUGGGACGAAGUUAUAGCGGUUGAUUUCACCAGAACUGCUGAAUCGGUUGCUAAAACUGGCGCAGAUCUUACGAAAUGGGCGAAACAACAGGAAACGAAGGCAGAUCUAGCCGCGCUCUUUAUGCCCAGACAACCAGCCAUGUCGUUCGCCGAAGCUCAACAGUUGAUGUCAGAAUGGAACGACGAUUUGGAAGGAAUGGAGGCGUUGGUUUUAGAAGGGAAAAAAUUUGUACGUUUGCCGGAAGAAGAAUUGGGACACUUUUACAGCGGUGAUUGUUACGUGUUUCUAUGUCGUUAUUGGAUGCCGUUAGAUACGACGGAAAACGAGGACGGGGAUGAGCAAUUCGAAGAGGAUUAUCAAUGUACGGUAUACUUCUGGCAGGGAAGAGACGCAGGAAAUAUGGGAUGGCUGACGUUUACGUUUAGUUUGCAGAAAAAAUUUAAGUCGUUGUUCGGUGAGAACUUAGAAGUAGUCAGAACUCAUCAGCAACAAGAGAAUUUAAAGUUUUUAGCAUACUUUAAAAGAAAGUUCAUUAUUCGUCGUGGCAAGCGUAAACAGCCUAAAGCUUCUUCUUCUUCUUCUUCUUCUUCUUCUACCGGUAACAAGGUUGAAUUUUAUCACUUGAGGAGUAAUGGAAGUGCAUUGUGUACUAGACUGAUACAAAUACCGGCCGAUUCGACGCUGUUGAAUUCUUCUUUUUGUUAUAUCUUAAAUGUACCGUUCAAUAACGACGAUGAAACGGGAAUAGUAUAUGCUUGGAUUGGUUCUAAAGCGGACACCGAUGAAGCUCGUUUAAUUCAAGAGAUCGCUGAAGAAAUGUUUAACAACCCGUGGAUAAGUCUCCAAGUUUUAAACGAAGGUGAAGAACCGGAUAAUUUUUUUUGGGUAGCUCUUGGUGGAAAGAAAACUUACGACACCGAUGCGGAGUACAUGAAUUACACUAGACUGUUUAGAUGUUCGAACGAGAAAGGAUAUUUUACGAUUAGCGAGAAAUGCACCGAUUUUUGUCAAGAUGAUUUAGCGGAUGAUGAUAUCAUGAUACUCGACAACGGUGAACAAGUAUUUUUGUGGUUAGGAAGCCGCUGUUCCGAAGUAGAGAUUAAAUUGGCGUAUAAGUCUGCUCAGGUAUACAUUCAACAUUUACGGGUAAAACAGCCGGACAGACCACGUAAACUGUUUCUAACUGCGAAAGGCAAAGAAUCCCGUAGAUUCACCAAAUGCUUCCACGGAUGGAGUUCACAUAAAAGACCACCUCAGUGAAACGUACAAUGGAAGAUUUCAGUUUGAUUCGUUUUGACAUUUUGCUGCCCGUAAUUUAUUAUGUUUAUACGAAUAAAAGAACUAAGAAGGACAAUUUCCAUUUGUAAUUCUUUAGAAUAGUAAGAUCUGUUUUUUUUUUUCCUCCUAUUGCGUUUAUUUUUGCAUUCAACGAUGCACUAUUUACAAAAUUUAACCGACGUUUAUGCCGACGUCCGUUUGUCUCUUUGGAAAAGAAAGGUUUUAUCGAGCGAUACCAUAGUUCGAUCCUUGUCACACUUUCAUAAAUGUUCUACUGCAAAUGCAUUGUCAAGUCGCGCAAUUUUUUGCGAAAGAAGAGUAUUUCGUUGCGGUACUUUUUUUUUUGUACCACUGAAGGAUCGUUGCAGAA